AUGAAGGACAGCAGGUUUGCAAAGAUCCAAUUCACUCCGUCUAUAGUCAAGCUAUUGCCGUAUGAUAACCAAAUAGCGGUGGCUUAUAAGGAAAAGGUGUCUGUACACGAUUGGAAUCGUGGGACCGCCUAUUCAUUUACACCUCAAUCAUUGGUCAUGUCUUCUGGGACAUUGGGUGGUGUAAGCAGCAGUAGCGGUAAUAAUUCUUUCAACGACAGUCUCAGUCAGUUGGCACGCGUGACAGCAUUGGAAUUUGUCAAUGCUCACUAUUUUCCACUCGUGCUGGAGCCUGUUUCCGAGAAAGGUGACACUCGUUUGAUAACUGCCUGGCAAGGCUUGUUCGUGUGUAGUAAGAGCAAUAAGGAUCCUACUGGAAUCGUGACAACCUGGCAUCAAAAGUCGCAGCAUUUAUGCAUAGGAGGCAAUAAUCGUUUCAUGCGAAUUUGGGACAUUGAAUCAGAAAUGCGUUUUUACGAUAUACCCCCUGGCUCGGAGUCGUCUGUAAGAGUUUUAUCCUCAUCGCCCAAUGAGACAAUGGCAGCUGGUUUUAGCGAUGGCAGCAUACGAUUGUUCGAUAAACGAUGCUCCAAACAAUCGGCACGUGUCAUGACUUAUCGGGAACAUCAAGCACCAAUUUUAGCCGCUUGCUUGAGGGAGAGUUUAGUUUCUGGAUGGUAUCGAAAUGUACCCAUUCCAUUCGAAGGAACUCUAACUCUAACUCUACUAUCCUAA
Messenger RNA from Hermetia illucens (black soldier fly), 732 nucleotides. RefSeq names its product regulatory-associated protein of mTOR-like. The transcript has 4 exons. The record is from RefSeq and is a predicted model, not a curated record. Gene Ontology annotation, molecular function: protein-macromolecule adaptor activity; protein binding. Gene Ontology annotation, biological process: regulation of autophagy; TORC1 signaling; positive regulation of cell growth. Gene Ontology annotation, cellular component: TORC1 complex; cytoplasm. Bases 1 to 732 code for a protein of 243 amino acids. Lineage: Eukaryota; Metazoa; Arthropoda; Insecta; Diptera; Stratiomyidae.